AGGGAUAGUUGGUAAGCAGCUGCAACAACAAUGACUCCUGGAAUCAAGUGGAUUCUCUCUUUGUCCAGCCAGCGCAGCAGUGCCGGACACCAAAUUGCGGCCGGCGAGCCGCCACCAGACGCAGGCCGAUUCGGACGCGCGCGAACCCAAGGAUGGCGGGCCCGGAGCCGCAAUGACGAUUCGCCGUUGCCAGUGGUGACGCCCGCUCUAUGUAUAGACGACCACGUCCACGCGGAGGAGCAGUCCGUCUGCUCCAACCGGACACAGCCGACAGGGACGAAAUAA
Messenger RNA from Gaeumannomyces tritici R3-111a-1, 285 nucleotides. RefSeq lists its product as hypothetical. The coding region runs from base 31 to 285 and encodes 84 amino acids. The transcript is spliced from 2 exons. The record is from RefSeq and is a predicted model, not a curated record. Lineage: Eukaryota; Fungi; Ascomycota; Sordariomycetes; Magnaporthales; Magnaporthaceae.